AUGCGGCUGACUACGUGGAAUGUCAAUGGCAUCCGCAACCCCUUCUCCUACCCGCCAUGGAACACCAAUCGCUCCUAUUCGGCCAUGUUUGAUAUCCUCGAGGCCGACAUUGUGGUCAUGCAAGAGCUCAAGAUCCAGCGUCGCGAUGUGCGCGAUGAUAUGGUGCUGGUAGACGGCUGGGACUGCUACUUCUCCCUCCCGAAGCACAAGAAGGGGUACUCAGGCGUCGGCAUCUACACCCGCAAUGCGACGUGUGCACCUAUUAGAGCAGAGGAGGGCGUUCUGGGCGUCCUGCCAAGCAGUAAUGGGACACCAUACCGAGAAUUGCCAGAAAAUGAGGCCAUUGGAGGCUAUCUGAAUACAGAGCAAUAUGCAGAACUAUGGGAGCUAGGAGGCGAGGAUCCUGCCGGGCUUGAUGCAGAAGGACGAUGUGUGGUGUUGGAGUUUCCUGCAUUCGUGCUAUUUGGCGUAUAUAGCCCGGCCAACAGUAACGGCCUGAGGGAUGGGUUCCGAUAUGGUUUCCUGUGUGCUCUGGACUAUCGAAUACGGAAUUUGAUCAAGAGCGGAAAGAACGUCGUCCUCGUAGGAGACUUGAAUGUCACAAGACACGAAAACGACAGCGCAUGUACGUUGGAAGAGAUCAGAAAGAAGCAGGCUACGAGGGAAGAAUUUCUGUCUGGGCCGAAUAGACGCAUCUUCAAUCAGCUCUUGCUGGGAGGCGAAGUGCUGGGCCAGAGAGAUGAAGGAAGAGAGACGGCAGUAUUAUGGGACACGACAAGAGCCUUUCACCCUGAUAGAAAAGGCAUGUACACACACUGGGACACAAAGAUCAAUGCGCGACCUGGCAACUACGGCAGCAGGAUUGACUUCAUACUUGUAGCUGAGGCAAUGAAGGGCUGGAUAAAAGAAGGCAAUAUACAGGAAGGCUUGCUGGGCAGCGACCACUGUCCCGUGUAUGUGGUAUUCCACGACAAAAUCGAGACGCAGGAAGGCGACAUUGAUCUUGUGGAUAUUAUGAACCCACCCGGCGUCUUUCAGCAUGGGAAACGGGAGCAAGAAUGGAAGCUUGCACUGACGCCAGGUUUCUCUGCCAAACGCAUGCCGGAGUUCGACAAGCGACGCACGAUCAAGAGCAUGUUUGCAGCACCAGCGUUGGAGAAAUUGCAAUCGUCGCAGGAAGAACCAGCGCCACACUCAGGUCUGACGACUGUAACGAAUGGCACCGACGAUCAAGCUGCGUCAAAUAUAACGCAAGAGCAGCUGCCACCCUCCACAGCAUCUCCAGUAAAGAGAAAAGCCCCGACAGCCCCUCUCGCGAAAGAGCCUUCAACCAAACGUCAGAAGUCCGAUGCGAAGAUGGCAGCAUCCAAAGGUCAACAGAGCUUAAAAGGAUACUUUCAAUCGAAGAUUCCGCCUCCCAAGCCUAACGACCCAUCUCCAGAGAAGCAGUCUGACACUCCAGCCAGCAAUAAUACCGACAGCGACGAUGACCCUGACCUCCAGCGUGCUAUAGCCGCCUCAAAUGCUCUGCAUACUCAACUCUCCCAGUCCAACAAGACCUCGAACACUGCAUCUCCUGCCAAAGACCCCUCCACCCCUGAGCCCACCGAGCCUCCCGACCCUAGCGCAGACCACGAGAUUUCUCCUCGCUCAUUCUCUCAACAGCUUGCUUCCGCCGAGCGUACCCAGAAGUCCUGGUCUUCCUUGUUCAGCAAACCCGUCGCACCUCUCUGCGAGGGGCACAAUGAGCCUUGCAAAAGCAUGCUCACCAAAAAGAAAGGCUACAAUCAAGGACGAAGUUUCUGGAUGUGCGCGAGGCCACUGGGACCGAGUGGAGAGAAGGAUCGCACGCCAGGUAGUCAGUGGAGGUGCGCUACAUUCAUUUGGUGCAGUGACUGGCAGAAUGGAAGGGUUCACUCGAAUAGUAAGAACGAAGAUGGCGAUGGGGAGGCAAGUCCUUUUAAGGGGGGAACAAGCUGA
Molecule: messenger RNA, 1980 nt
Organism: Cercospora beticola
Lineage: Eukaryota; Fungi; Ascomycota; Dothideomycetes; Mycosphaerellales; Mycosphaerellaceae
Gene: APN2
Product: DNA-(apurinic or apyrimidinic site) lyase APN2
Biological process (GO): base-excision repair
Cellular component (GO): nucleus
Molecular function (GO): DNA binding; double-stranded DNA 3'-5' DNA exonuclease activity; endonuclease activity
Source: RefSeq, a predicted model, not a curated record